AUGGCAGCUCGUUCGUGCACUCCGCCGAGGGAUGGCGCCUCACCUGAUGGAACACCAUUUGUCUGUUAUCAUCAUCUCUCAGAUUACCGAACUGAAGGUGGCAACAGCGCGAGUAGUAGUGAGAAGAGCAAAAACAGUAAUAACUCACCUUGUACACCCACACGCCGAUAUGAAGGCUUUUGUGGACAAGCAGUAGAUUUUGGUGUAGAACAGUGGUCCAGUCAAACAAUGACACCGAAGAAUUCACGUAUUGAAACUAUUCAUCCCUCAGCAGCACUUUGUACACCACAAACAAUGCGUGAAGAGCUUCAACUCCGUUCUAAUUUAGAUGCAGAAUUAUCUUCUGUUAAACUUAACUACAUGUGGCAUACAGCUCCCGCAGUAACACCUCUCGUGGAUGGUCUUUACGUAGGAGGUUUUCCCGAUGAGGAAACUCUAGAUAUUUUACGAAGAGAAGGAAUUUGUACUAUUAUUAACUGUUGUGCGGGUGAGUAUGAAACUCACGAAAGUGUAAAAGCAGAAUUUACUGUACAUGACUUUUCUGCUGAAGAUCAGAACGAUUAUUUAAUCCUUUAUCAUUGUUACGAUAGAUUUGCGGAAGUUGUAAAUGAGGCAAAGCGAUUAGGUUCUCGUGUUUUUGUUCAUUGUAUUGCAGGUAUUAACCGAAGUGUAACACUCUGUGCUGCGUAUAUUAUGCAGUACCAUCACAUGGACCCUGUCACUUGUGUACGUCUUUUUAGAGCACAGGGCCGAACUGAUAUAUUGCGGAAUGUGUCCUUCCGUCACCAAUUGGUGGACUUUUAUCUCAACACUUUGUCUGCGUGA
This is a messenger RNA of Trypanosoma theileri, 825 nucleotides long. RefSeq names its product putative dual specificity protein phosphatase. NCBI's taxonomy places the organism in Eukaryota, Euglenozoa, Kinetoplastea, Trypanosomatida, Trypanosomatidae. The transcript has a single exon. Gene Ontology annotation, biological process: protein dephosphorylation; negative regulation of MAPK cascade. Gene Ontology annotation, molecular function: protein tyrosine/threonine phosphatase activity; MAP kinase tyrosine/serine/threonine phosphatase activity. Gene Ontology annotation, cellular component: cytoplasm. Bases 1 to 825 code for a protein of 274 amino acids. The record is from RefSeq and is a predicted model, not a curated record.